AUGCGCCACCACUGCCACGCGCAUUACCGUCCAGUAGUCUACUUCGACAUCGCAGCCGACUUGUCGCUUUUGGGUCGAAUCGAGAUGGAACUGCGUCCCGAUGUUGUCCCGAAGACUGCCGAAAACUUCCGAAUGCUCUGCACUGGCGAGUUGGGCUUCGGCUACCUGUACUCGGUAUUCCACCGCAUCAUACCCGGCUUCAUGUGCCAGGGUGGAGACUUCACCAACCAGGACGGCACUGGCGGAAGGUCCAUCUACGGGCCCACCUUCGAGGACGAGAACUUCCAGCUGAAGCACACGUGCCUGGGUACGCUGUCCAUGGUUAACACUGGUCGGAACACCAACGGGUCGCAGUUCUUCAUCACCACGAACGAGGCCGAGUGGUUGGACGGCAAGAACGUGGUGUUCGGUCAAGUCAUCGACGGGUUUGAGAUCGUCAAAAAGAUGGAAAACCUCGGCACUCCGACCGGACGCACAACAAUGAGGGUUUCCAUCGCGGAUUGUGGGCAACUUCGUUAG
Molecule: messenger RNA, 519 nt
Organism: Ixodes scapularis (black-legged tick)
Lineage: Eukaryota; Metazoa; Arthropoda; Arachnida; Ixodida; Ixodidae
Product: peptidyl-prolyl cis-trans isomerase-like
Exons: 1
Coding region: 1-519 (172 amino acids)
Biological process (GO): protein folding; protein peptidyl-prolyl isomerization
Cellular component (GO): intracellular membrane-bounded organelle
Molecular function (GO): peptidyl-prolyl cis-trans isomerase activity
Source: RefSeq, a predicted model, not a curated record